CCUCCCGGGUUGUCCUUUCAAGACGGCUCACUGGGAAACGUUGGAAGCGCGAUGAACCACAACUCGUACGGCAUGCCGAACGGAUCGCUAGGCAGCGUUGAAGUUUCCCAAGCGAGCGGGUCCGCACAUGGUGAGUCGAUUUUCUUUCCCUUUCAAGGGCGGGUCCCAGGUCAGAGUACCGAGUGCCGUGCUUUCAGUGCGGAAACAGCUAUUUCGGCCUUGAUGUGUAACAUGCCUGGUGGCCAUGGCCCGGUUCCUCUCCCCAUCUUCCGCCCUGCUCUACAUGUGUCUUUCCGGUAGGAUGCCCCAAGUAUGCCUCGACGCUGACAUGCCCUUGUCCCAUCUCUUUUUGCCGGUCACCCUGUUCUCUUCCGUGAAGUUUCCACAUCCCCCUCUGCAUCUGUUGAGCCCUCCGUUGUCCCCUCCCCCGCCUUGUCGUCUUCCGAUUUUCCCGCCUUGUCUGCGACUGCGACUGAGCCUGCGCUUCGUCGCGAACAGCCGUCUACCGAGCCCGCCCCUGAAGCCGGCGCGGACACUCUCGAUGAUGCUGCAAGAGCGAAGGCCGAGCGCAAGGCGGCGAAGAAGGCCGCCGCCACGGAACGUGCGGCCGAGCGAAAGCGGGUGGCAGCGGAGAAAGCUGCAGCACGGGCAGUGGAGAAGGAACGCAUCGCACAAGAAAAGGCCGCCGAGAGGGAACGCCAGGCUACGCUCAAGGCAGAGAAGGACAAGGCGGCUGAGGAGAAGGCGGAGAGAGAGAAAGCUGAGCGACUCGGGCGCGAGAAGGCGGAGAGGGAUAAGGCAGAGAAAGAGAAGGCAGAGAGGGAGCGGGCUGCGCAGGAGCGCCAGGAGAAGGAGAAAGCUGAAAGGGAGCGUCUCGCUCAGGCCAAGAAGGCAGCCGCAGCUGCCAACGCGAAGACGCAAGGCAGCGCUCAGCCUGGCAGGCAGGCGGAUGAUGAGUCCCCAGGCGCACCUGCGCAAGCUGACCAAGGCUCGGACAAGGCAGCUGGCCGCAAGCAAGCCCCGAAGCAGCCAGCCCCCAUCAUCGUGCCCGAGCCUGAGGUUCAAGUGCCCAUUCUCUCGAAGAUGCCCAAGAAGCACAAACCGAACGCGAAGCCUAUUAAGAUCCCUAAGGACGACUUCAACUCCGAUCCUACGUCAGCUCUUCCAUCCUCUACAAACUCCGAAGCCCCUGGUCUGCCCGAUGUUCGUGGAGCUCAGACCAGUUCCAACGUCUCGCGCGCGCAGUCGGUGGACAGGACCCCGCCGCUGCAGCGUGCCACCGUCCAGGAGCUCUUGCAAGAUCUCGACUCGGAGUUCCAGCACCUCAACAUCCACAAGCACCCCUUCUUCGACCUCUCAAAGAUCAACCCCGCCGCGAAGAUGCCGCUCGAGUACGGGCCGCUGGUGCACGCGCUCUCCGCGCUCUCUGUCGGGGGCGGCUCGUUCGCGAACAACAUGCCGUCGGGCGCGAUCGACAACGCGGUGUCGAGCUUCCAGCAGCUGCUCGAGACGCUGACGCAGACGAUCUCGGACCUGCUGCGGCUGCUGCCGCGCAAGACGUGGGACGACAACUCAUCGUUCGACGGCGUGCUCCGCGAGAUGCUCAAGGGCGACGACUUCCUCGACGACGGCGGCGAGGACGGGCACGGGCAUGUGCGCGAGGACGAGGUCGCGGCGCUCACCCUGGCGCUCGAGCGCCGCGCGCGCUGGAUGGAGGUGCAGCUGAGCAAGCUGGAGGAGCUCCACCGGGAUAUCAACACGGCCGCGGUGCGCGCGGUGCUCUCGUUCAACGACAACGGCUGGGACGCGCGCGGGCGCCUGCCGAAGGUCGGGAACACGCUCCUGCGGUUCGACACGCUGGGGGUGGCGAAUGAGCGCGGCAUGCUGCGGAUGAUGUCGGCGGA
Molecule: messenger RNA, 1904 nt
Organism: Rhodofomes roseus
Lineage: Eukaryota; Fungi; Basidiomycota; Agaricomycetes; Polyporales; Fomitopsidaceae
Exons: 1
Coding region: 245-1516 (423 amino acids)
Source: RefSeq, a predicted model, not a curated record